Messenger RNA from Rhizoctonia solani, 1581 nucleotides. RefSeq lists its product as uncharacterized. The record is from RefSeq and is a predicted model, not a curated record. Gene Ontology annotation, molecular function: metal ion binding; ubiquitin-protein transferase activity. NCBI's taxonomy places the organism in Eukaryota, Fungi, Basidiomycota, Agaricomycetes, Cantharellales, Ceratobasidiaceae. Gene Ontology annotation, biological process: protein ubiquitination; ubiquitin-dependent protein catabolic process; mitotic cell cycle checkpoint signaling. The transcript is spliced from 7 exons. Bases 1 to 1581 code for a protein of 526 amino acids. Gene Ontology annotation, cellular component: nucleus.
AUGGCAGAUUUUAGAAAUCCUUCCAGACUGGCCGCUAAUGGUUCUAACGCGGAGGAAUUACUCCGUCCAUUAGUUACUUGUGGAAUUUGUAUGGAGCUUUACGUAGAUCCAGUCGCUUUGUUGGAUUGUCUACAUCUUGCUUGUGGUUCAUGUGCAAAGGAGUGGCUAGAGCAGUCUUCCACAUGCCACCAGUGUAGAGAGCGAGUUCGCGGUACCCGAGAUAGCCACCAUACAGCUGCCAUUGUGGAAGCAUUCCAGUCAAUUGCUCCAAACUCGGGUUUGGUCACUGCAAGGACAUCUGAAGAGGUGGCCAAUAUGCGUGAGAGGUACAGACCAGGUCGAGAUGCAAUCAGCCGCCAACGGCAAGAGAGCCGUAGUCCAAGCCCAGAACGGGUUGUAUUGCGUGUCCGUGUACCUCCCACAGAAACUGGUGGGGUGGAAAUUGUCCUUUUUGUAAUCCGAAUAAUGGUUCUGGAUAUGUCUGCCCUCGACCAUGUCCUCCGCCAAUUACAAGGGCUGAACAACACACGAUAUCACUCGGACACACAAUCUGCGCUAAGUGCACCCGAUUCCUACCUAUUCGAAACGAUAUCCCAAACUCAAGUUGAGGCCCGAGCUGGCGAUGAAGCAUUUCAGCUAACCCGAUUAAGAGACGUAACCUUUCCAGAAGGAUGGGGCCUACGCCUCACUCACGCAUUUGGGGCGAGUCACUAUGAGCGUGGACUCUUUGCAUCAUAUGUUCGACAGCGCAACUGGAACCUACAACAACUUCUGCACGAAUUCCUAUCCUUCCAUCGAUCGAAUCUACAACGAGCUCGUUGGCAUGGUCAUCCUUUCGCUCCUUCCCAAUCAAGUACCGUGAAUCAAGAUGACAUGGUGUGCAUCAAUUGUGCAUCCGAACUGGUGGAAGCCAACAUAUUUGAGUGGUGGCUAGUCAAACGGCCCGAGGGAGGCCUUCCUUUUGACAUACUUUCACGACCUGAUUGUGGAAAUGGUGUCGAGUGUGGUAUUGUUCGACGCGAUCAAGCUCAUGCACGCGCCUUCAAUCAUAUUUGCCGUCCAAGCGCACAGACAGAUGAUAGGGGUCAUCACACGGGUGAUAUAUCUGAGAGAGGAGAUCGCUAUGUAGCCAAUAGCGAUGACCUGGAUCAUAGUUUCCCCGAUUUUAGUCUAUCCCAAAUUAUUUUUCGCGAUAAAGGAAAGGAGCCCGUUUUUCUGUGCUCCUCAGUUUGUCGGGGUGGCUCGACCAUUCCGGGAAAAGUUACACUAUGGCACGAGUCGCCUGUUUCAGUUUACUACGGCGCAUCUGGCAGCGAACACACACACAGCGGGGUAGUUCAGGUCCUGCUGGAUACACGAAACAUGCAUUGGGUGCGCACUUCCAAUGGUGCCAUUCCGGCUGGGUGCCGUCCUGUACUGGGCGGUCAACUGGCUGAUCAACAAUUAUUCCACUGUGCGGUUUGGUGGCGGGGCCAAAGAAUUCCUGGCUAUACUUCUCGAUCUAUGGGCCACGCUGCCAUUACAUGGAAUGGGUCUGAGUGGUAUUUUAGGGAUCGGUAUGAGAUCUUGUGCUGGGAUUGA